AUGGCCACUGCUCCUGCUUUCUGGAACUCUUCCUCUUCCUCCUCGUCCUCCUCCCGCCGUCGUACAUCCGACGAGAACCAGCAAUUCGCGUAUUCGGGGUACCCCUCAAUGCCUUAUCCUGGUCCUGACACGUCUGAUCAUCGGUCAUCCCGUUCAUCAGGCUCGAGCGGCACGUCGAGCUUAAGCGCAGCCAUGGGUGAAGUACCGCUACCCGCGAGCAAUAUGGCGCUCCUUCCAAACGCCAUGGGAUGGAAUCAGCCACAGUCUUCCCUGCUCCCUGCGCAGUCUGGCUAUGCGCCCAGCACGAGCACCCCGUUCUUGGACACCUCUGGAUACUCUUAUGGCAGCUCCCCGGAAUCCAUCUCUCCAGGGUCUCCAUCUUACACGGCAGAUGUUCGCGAGUCCUUCAGAGGUUAUCCUGCGACGACAAUCGACGCCUCCCACUCAUCUCCACACCCCAAGGACAUCGAGAAUGGGAACCUUUGGAAACGAGUCCGGGACCUUGAGCGAGUGGUCGAGCGCCAACGCAGCCAAAUCUACACCCUUGAAUCUCGAGCGUCUCAGCGGUCUUCCGGCUCUCCACCAGCCAACAGCUCUCCAGCGCCUUCUGCCGCUUUCCAGGCCUCAUGGCGAGCGCGGACGAAUGCGCGGAUCAGUCAGUUCUGCUCCGUCAAUCGAGCCGGGAACGCUCUCUGUGCUUGGCACGACUCCCGUCGGGAACGUCGAGUGUACCCUCCGCGCAUGGCACCAGCGGGCUACCUCAACUGUGGCUGCACGUUCGAAGAGGCGCUGUUCGAGGAGAGUCUUGCUCGGCAUCACGUGGGCAGCUACAACCCCGGCGAGACUGUCCGCAUGGAUCCGGCUCUGCGGAAGCCGCUGCUGAAGCUGCUGCAGACGAGGUACGGUUACAAGGACGGCGACUUUGAGCGCGAUGCGCGCACCGGAGACUGGAUUCCGAACGAAGGGCCCGCAAUCUGGGAGCAACAGAUCCAGGCUGGCACCAACCCACGACGAGACCGCCACGCAUGA
Messenger RNA from Mycena citricolor, 1029 nucleotides. The record is from the annotation of a GenBank genome assembly. NCBI's taxonomy places the organism in Eukaryota, Fungi, Basidiomycota, Agaricomycetes, Agaricales, Mycenaceae.